This is a messenger RNA of Colletotrichum orchidophilum, 321 nucleotides long. RefSeq lists its product as uncharacterized. The transcript has 2 exons. NCBI's taxonomy places the organism in Eukaryota, Fungi, Ascomycota, Sordariomycetes, Glomerellales, Glomerellaceae. The record is from RefSeq and is a predicted model, not a curated record. The annotation marks the transcript as partial.
AGACCUUUGACGAACCUCGACAUCUCAAACAGCACAGUUCGUGGACGCUGUGCUGAGGACGAGGACCGUGGUGACCUGUGCUCUAUCUUACCUAAGGUAGCUAAGGUAGCCUUUACCCUGGAGCCGCAUGAGACCAUGUUUGGCACACCUUGGCCAGGUCCUUCAAGGCUUCAGGCACUGGAGCGAGGCGUUCAUGGCAUUGCAACACAGAGACUCGCCCAUUCCGCCCUGUGGCUGGUGCACCAAUGCGCCCCCAUCCCCUCGAUCCGUCUUGUUGGACUCGAUCAAGGUUGCGCUAUCGCUGCCGCUUCAUAUCGAUAA